Podarcis lilfordi (Lilford's wall lizard) is the source of this 393-nucleotide messenger RNA. NCBI's taxonomy places the organism in Eukaryota, Metazoa, Chordata, Lepidosauria, Squamata, Lacertidae. The record is from the annotation of a GenBank genome assembly.
AUGGUGCGCAUGAAUGUUCUGGCAGAUGCUCUUAAAAGGAUCAACAAUGCUGAGAAGCGUGGAAAACAUCAAGUUCUCAAAAGACCGUGCUCCAAAGUUAUCGUCCGGUUCUUAAUUGUGAUGAUGAAGCAUGGUUACAUAGGUGAAUUUGAGAUCAUUGAUGAUCACAGAGCUGGGAAGAUUGUUGUUAAUCUCACAGGCAGGCUCAACAAGUGUGGUGUGAUCAGCCCCAGAUUUGAUGUCCAACUGAAGGAUUUGGAAAAGUGGCAGAACAACCUGCUACCUUCACGUCAGUUUGGGUGCAUUGUGCUGACAACUUCAGCUGGCGUCAUGGACUACAAGGAAGCUAGGCGAAAACACGCAGGGGGAAAAAUCCUGGGAUUCUUUUUCUAA